Nicrophorus vespilloides is the source of this 1222-nucleotide messenger RNA. RefSeq names its product CD63 antigen. Gene Ontology annotation, cellular component: membrane. The record is from RefSeq and is a predicted model, not a curated record. The transcript is spliced from 5 exons. The coding region runs from base 169 to 876 and encodes 235 amino acids. NCBI's taxonomy places the organism in Eukaryota, Metazoa, Arthropoda, Insecta, Coleoptera, Silphidae.
CAUCAAAGUGGGGGAGGUGUGAGCGUCGGAGGUGGUGAUGCGCGAGCAGCAGAGUUCGGUAGUUGUUGGUCUACGUUGGUUGCUGCUGGUCUUGUUGUCGAGUGAAUCAGAGUCAAAGGAAAACAGAGCAUCUUUUGUUUACACUCGCGAGACGAAGAAGGCCUUAAGAUGGUGUCCGGUGGCAUGACAUGUGUGAAAUACCUGCUCUUCUGCUUCAACCUCAUCUUUGCGAUCUCAGGGGUUGCUAUCUUCACCGUGGGUAUGAUCAUACACACCGUGUACCAUCACUACUCGUACUUCAUAGAGCCCAGCUUUGAGUCAGCUCCGGUCGUCCUGAUCAUCGUAGGAGUCAUCGUCGCUGUGGUAGCGUUCUUCGGCUGCUGCGGCGCCGUCAAAGAGAACCACUGCAUGAUCAUCACCUUUGCCGCAUUGUUGCUCAUCAUCUUCACGAUUGAAUUAGCUGCUGGUCUGGCCGGUUACGCUCGUCGCAUGGAAGUUGGUGAUAUGUUGGAGAAUCAAUUCAACACGAGCAUGCAGAACUACUACGUCCGCAAGGAUGUCGAAAAGUCCUGGAACAUUUUGCAGCAUGAGAUGAAAUGCUGCGGAAUGAACGGACCCGAGGAUUGGCGCUCCGUCAUCCACAACGAGACUCUGCCGCACACUUGCUGCCCGGACACCCAAAACGAUGGCACCUGCACCAUAAUGACCCUCAACAAGUACACAAAGUCGUGCUUGGAGAGCCUCGAAGAUACUCUCCUAACUUAUUCCACUAUUAUAGGAGGCGUAGGAUGCGGAGUGGCCGUAAUCCAGUUAAUUGGAGUGGUAUUCGCCUGUUGUCUGGCCUGCAGCAUCCGCAAGGAAUACGAAACCGUUUAAACGCGCCGACGAUCUUAAAUUUUCUUUAUUAUUUGUGAUUUAUUUCUAUAUUUUAUAUGAUUAUUAUUAUUGUAUGUUUUGUUGAGUUUCUCUAAUUUAUUUUCUUAUUUCUCUGACUGAUUUUUCUUAUCUAUUACGUUGUGUUCUCAUUAUUUACUUUUUGGUUGUUCUUGAUUGAAGAUGGAUGUUCUCACUGUUGAUAAGUUAAGUUUAGGACGAAUGAGUCAAUUUUUUUGAUAAUAACAGAUUUUACAUGUAAUGUUUAUGUACGCGCAUCUCGUGUCGGUGUUUCUCAACCGGGACAAGAAAAGGAAGGAUACAUUUUCGGUUCGUUGACUAAAAAAAA